AUGGACACAAACGCAGCAUCCGCGGAGCGUGCAGCCCAUGCACGACCCAACCAGCAGGGCCGGAGCUGGACACAAUGGAGUGAACGCUAUGCCGAGCUGACGAAGAAUUGGGAAGCCGAGACAGCGCGCCUCGAAAAGGAAAUUAAGCUAGCGGACAACCCACGCCACCAAGUCCCGUACAGCCUCUGCGAGGUCAGCAAGGCAUACUCCGCGAUCGCGAAGAUCCCAUCGGGCGUUGACAAGAGCGUCUACCCGACGGGCUUCUUCAUUGCCGAGGACGGCUUCCUCCUGACCACCAGCAGUAUCUACCCUACCGCCGACCGGAGCACGACUUUGAGGUCUGCGGGGGCAGCUCCGUUCCCAAUCCCGUUCGUGGAGCCUGACAACGAGUUUGAGACGAUGGAUCCGAUGGUUUUCAUGCCCUUCGGGGACGACAUUGCGUACCCAUCCCCUGUGGUUGUGCGCGACCAUAUCGGCGCUUUAGCGGACCCAUACAGCGAGCUCGCGUCACUGGAGCUAGCCCAACCAAACAGUCUGGACUACGCAAAGGACAUCCUGUUCACCGGCGGUCCCGUCUUGAGCCUGCGCCCCCAUCACUUUGUCGGCGUCGUCUCGAGUAUCGAGCACGAUAGCGUCGUUCGCUUCUGCCCCGUGACUCGUUGCUCGUCCGUGUGGAAGGAAAUCAAGGUGACGAUGGACAAGUAA
Phytophthora sojae is the source of this 705-nucleotide messenger RNA. RefSeq lists its product as hypothetical. The coding region runs from base 1 to 705 and encodes 234 amino acids. The record is from RefSeq and is a predicted model, not a curated record. The transcript has 2 exons. Lineage: Eukaryota; Oomycota; Peronosporomycetes; Peronosporales; Peronosporaceae.